AUGCAUGAGAUACACGCUUUAUAUCUAAAUUUGAAAAAUGUUAAGAAACUUGGUUACAUCACAUAUCUCGCCCAGUUCGAUAAGUUCACAGAAGUUCCAAGGAAUACGACGAAGAAAACUGGAGCCUAUGAGGAAUAUUUGAACACCCUCAAGGAAUACCUCGUUUACUUUAUGGAACGCACCCGACCUCUUCACAAUCUCAAGGAGGACUUUGCCAAGAGUGACGCCGAGGUCGAUCGCAUGCUCGCAGAGGGAACGUUGCCGGGAUGGCCAAAACAAAAUGCACCCAAAGAGGUUCCUUUUUCCAAGCUUGAUGUGGCUGCUAUCGACGUAUCUGCCUAUAGCAGUCCAUUGGAAUUGGAAAGUUUAGGCCUUGACAGACUGAAAGCCGCUUUGAUGGCUUUGGCUUGA
This is a messenger RNA of Cooperia oncophora, 411 nucleotides long. The record is from the annotation of a GenBank genome assembly. NCBI's taxonomy places the organism in Eukaryota, Metazoa, Nematoda, Chromadorea, Rhabditida, Trichostrongylidae.